This is a messenger RNA of Branchiostoma floridae (Florida lancelet), 1059 nucleotides long. RefSeq names its product proteasome assembly chaperone 4-like. The record is from RefSeq and is a predicted model, not a curated record. Lineage: Eukaryota; Metazoa; Chordata; Leptocardii; Amphioxiformes; Branchiostomatidae. The transcript is spliced from 3 exons. The coding region runs from base 82 to 504 and encodes 140 amino acids. Gene Ontology annotation, biological process: proteasome assembly.
AAGUAUGUACCUGAGAAAGUUUGGCACUAGAAAAUAUUGCACUAAGCCAAAGCUUGACCUCUAACCUCCCCAAACUUCUGAAUGUGUGCUGCAGACGUAAAAGCAGACUUCAACAUGACAGAGAAAACCAAAGCUACAGUUGAGGAGGCUCAACCCACUCUUGGGGUGCACUGUUUCUCGGAGAGAGUUUUUGAACAGGCUGUUCACUUUCAGGUAUUAAAACUCAAGGACAGCUUUUUCUUAUGGGUCGGCUUGCAACCUUCAAUGGCCAACUUAGCCGUCGCACUGCCAGCAAGAUUUGACUCCAUUCCGUCCACCUCUGCCCUUCUGGGGGAAUUUUCGGACACAACAUCCUGCACGCUGGCACAGAAACUCUGUAAACACACGGGUAAACAAGUGUUUGUCAGUUGCAACCUUCCGACGCAGGAUGGGAUGUUUCUGGUAGAGGUGGAGAAGAGAAUUCACAAGGAAAUCAAGGACAACCCAGAAAAGUUCUGGUUGUAACAAGGACAAUACACAGGUAGUAUGGACCAAGGGCUGGCAACCCCCUGUAUCAUCCAAAAAUCUUUCUGCCCUUUAUGCCACUAGGCAUGGAUGGAGAAGAAGAACUAGAGGCAAGAUAGACUUCUAAGGAUGCACACCUAGAAUUUGACUGCAAAACAAGAAAGUCCAUAAUAACUGGAGAUAUGUAUUGUUAUUGUAUCAUUUUAUCAUCAUCAUUAUCUAUCACACACUUUUUACAGAGUUUUAGCAUAUACACCUGUACUUGAUACUAAUAUUAUUGUAAUGGUCAUUUACCUAUUCUUUCAUUUGUAUUCUGACUCACAAGAUAUGCCCUAUGUACAGUCAGACUCUUGAGCUUUUCAUCAUUGUCUACUAAUGUUAGUAAUAUAUUUAUAACAUAUUGAUGUCUAGCACAAACAUCACAAGUUGUGCAUCUACACCGCUGUCUGGCAAUGUAGAAAUUCUACCUUUCAGCACUUACUAAUGCUAAUUGUCUUGUGUUUGUUGAAUUGAAAUAGAUAAGUAAAAGUAAAGACAAUAAAAUCUUAACAAUCA